ACCCCAAUGGAAACCGAUUUCAUAGCCAGCGCUCAAAUUGCUAUGGAUGAUCAAAUUGCUCAAAUUUCAAAGCCGGACGGCUGUGCCGCGAUUCUCACCAACCACGAAGACGUCGUCGUCGAAAUCUUCGCAAGACUGCCGGUCAAAACCCUAAUGCGAUUCCGUUGCGUCUGCACGACAUGGCGUUCGCUAAUCGCCGACCCUCAUUUCGUCAAGAAGCACAUGAAAUACGACGCCGAGAAACGACGGCGAUAUGCGGAUGCAGUUCUCCAUGAAGCCGCCCAGCACCAUGGGCUUGGCGGAUUUGAAGGGUGUGAAGGACGCUGAGCUGGAUUUGAAGAGUUUCAGAGGUGACCGUGUCGCAAUCAGAGAGCUGGAGUUUCCGGUGUGUCUUGAUUUCGUUCCCGAGAUUGUGAAUGUUGGUAGUUGUAAUGGGAUUAUUUGUGUUCAGGUUCGCAAGGAUUUUGUGUUGUGGAACCCUUGUACUGGAGACCACACGGUGUUGCCGAAACCGAGUGGUGUUUCGUGCUCUCCGCAGUAUUAUGGAUUCGGUUAUGAUGAAAUCAAUGAUGAUUACAAAGUAGUGAAGGGGUCAUAUAUUGAAAUUGAUGAUUGUGGUGGGGAGAAACCGAUGAUUCAGGUGUUUUCGCUGAGGAGAGGUGCAUGGAACACCUAUCCAGGCCCAAAGAACAAUUGCAUGAGAGGGCAGGGGGGUUUUGUGAAUGGAGUGCUGCAUUGGUUGUGGUUUGAGGAGUGGUGGGAGGUUGACAGCACGGAGAUUAGGCCUUUUAGUUUAGCUGAGGAGAAAUUUCUGGAGGCAAUGCCGAUUCCCUGGUAUGGUUUUGGUGGAAUUUUGAUUUCAGGGAAUCAUCUCUGUGUAUAUAAUGACAGAGGGCUGGUGAGGAUUCUGAUGAUGAAGGAAUAUGGGGUCAUGGAGUCUUGGACUGAAGUUCUGUAUCUGACUUUUCAUACUGUACCUCAGAUAUAUGAGGAAAUAUUAAUGGUGAAACCUCUGUGGAUUCUAGAGAAUGGGGAUGUUUUGGCGUACAAAUACAACAAGGAGGCUACUUGUCAGUAUAUAAACCAAAUGAUAAGGUAUUUACGAAUGUUAUCAGGCCUAUAUGGAGUAACAAGUUUGAAGCAGUCACUUACAGAGAAACUUUAGUUUCACCGAUAACUGGCAGUCUCAAAGACAUCUGACAACAUCAUUAUUUGUUGGCGAGCUAGUCAACACUUUCUACGAGCCUUGGUGGAAUCUCACAUAAGAGUUGAAAGGAGUUGAACCGGAAUGUCUGUGAAGCUUUUGCAAAUUUUGGGGCAGGACAAGAUUGUACUAACCAUAUGAGAACUCAAUAUGAGCUUUCAAUCACAAAUGAUAGUUUUGUGCUGUUCUGCGGGAUGAAGUAUAUCACAUCACCCAGGCGUUUAUAAGAUGUAGCAACUUUUCAGUUUUCUGUCUCCGUGUGACUGCUCUCCUUUCUGCAUUCAGCAUUAUUUAUUCCUCUAUAGCAAUGAUACUGAAUCUGGAGGCUCGCUUUUUAAUAUACGUCAUACUUAUGUUCCGAAUGCUGGGGCUUUCUUUUGUAUUUGAUAUCGUCACCCUGCAUUU
Fragaria vesca subsp. vesca is the source of this 1609-nucleotide messenger RNA. Its product is annotated as F-box/kelch-repeat protein At3g06240-like. The record is from RefSeq and is a predicted model, not a curated record. The coding region runs from base 254 to 1165 and encodes 303 amino acids. NCBI's taxonomy places the organism in Eukaryota, Viridiplantae, Streptophyta, Magnoliopsida, Rosales, Rosaceae. The transcript has 2 exons.